AUGUAUAGUUUGCAAUUUAUUUUAUUAUCUGGAAUGAUAACGAUAGCGAUUUGUUCAGUUUUACGUCCUAAAAUAUGGAUCUCAUUUAAUCAUUUGCCAACACUAUUAUCAUUGGUGUUAUUGGCAGCUGUAUACAUUUUUUAUGAUUUAAAUUGGAAACGGCGAUUUCUUCCACCAGGUCCAACUCCAUGGCUAUUUUUUGGCAAUAUUCUUCAUUUCAUUUUUUAUAAAUCUAUAGACGAUAUGUUCCUUACGUGGAAGCAGAAGUACGGUAAUUUGGUCACAUUUUGGAUUGGACCGAUACCAUUAGUAAUGGUUACGGACGUGGAAACAAUGCGCGAAUACUUUAUACGUAAUGCGGAAAUGUUCAGUAAUCGAUGGCGUAAUUACGCAACCGACUUCUUCAUGGGUGGUGCAAAUGGUAUAAUUCAAAUUGAUGGUGAUAAAUGGAAGCAGCAACGACGUUUUGUACUUCGAGUAUUACGAGAUUUUGGAGUUGGUAGGAUGUUGAUAGAAGAGAGAAUUAUGAAUGAAGUUGAAAUUUUCACAGAUUAUUUGGAAGCGAAAUGUACUGCGGAAGAAACGGAUAUAUGCGCAAUGCAUGCCGUUUGUGUUGGCAAUAUUAUCAAUAACAUACUAUUUGGUUAUCGUUUUUUACAGGGAAGUGAGGAAUUCAGUUUUUUGCAUAAAAUACUUGAUUCCCACUGUCGAUUGGUAAUGCAUCCUUUGAUGGGUCUGUAUAUAUCAUUACCGUUUACUACAAGGAUACCACUUGUGAAUUAUAAAUGGAGAAAAUUCAAGAAUCUUCGAGAUGAACUGUGGAAAUUCAUUUCCAGAGAAGUGCAGGUACACAUGAAGACAUUCAACAGCGAAGAACAACCAGAGAUCACAGAUUUUACAUAUGCGUAUCUUUCAGAAAUAGAUCGCAGAAAAAAGGCCGGUGAGCCAACUGAAUAUUUUAGCGAAUGGCAGUUAACAAUGCUACUAUUGGAUUUAUUUUUUGCUGGAAUGGAAACAACAGUGACAACAUUAAAAUGGGGAUUCCUUCUUUCAAUAAUUCAUCCUGAUGUACAAACGAAAGUUCAAAAUGAAUUGGAUGAAAUUGGAAGUCGAAUUACUCUUGCUGAUAAACCAAAAUGUUCAUAUACAAUGGCUACCAUUCAUGAAAUCCAACGUUUCGCUAAUAUUUUACCCAUCAAUUUAUUACGAACCGUAGCGGAAAAUGUUUUUAUGGGAAAAUAUUACUAUCCAGCUGGAACACUUUGUAUCCCACAAAUUUCCAUAGCAAUGAAUGAUCCAAUAAAUUUUGAAAAACCCAGGGAAUUCCGUCCAGAACGUUUUCUAGAAGAUGAUGGAUUCACUCUUAAAAAGUAUGAUGCAUUUUUUCCAUUUUCCAUCGGUAAACGACAAUGUCUGGGUGAAUCAUUAGCAAAAGCCGAGCUAUUCCUGAUUUAUGCCAACCUGAUGAGGCAUUACCGUUUUCGAACCGUGCCAAACAAACCGAAUCCUUCAACAAAACGACUCUUCGGUCUGACAACCUCACCACCUCCAUACAAAUGUAUUGUGGAAAGAAGGAUAGUUUAG
Cercopithifilaria johnstoni is the source of this 1584-nucleotide messenger RNA. Lineage: Eukaryota; Metazoa; Nematoda; Chromadorea; Rhabditida; Onchocercidae. The record is from the annotation of a GenBank genome assembly.